UUUUACGCGCUCAACGCAUUUUCCUGCACUUCAAUUCCGGCAUGUUUCGGCUCUGAACGCUCGCUCUCCUUUGCAUAACCUGUUCAACUCCAAUCCUAAGCUCGAUUCACUUCGUCUCCUGCUUUAUUGGAUGAGCCUAACUUCGGAUCACACUUCAUCUCUCGUUUCGCUUCUCACUUCAAUCCGUGCUCCCGUGGUCACAUCCAACUUCAAAGUUUACCACAUCGAACAUCAUCUCGCAAUUCUCAUUCAUCAUGCUCUCCCCCUCCCAAUUCCUCAUCCUCCCCGCCCAACCCCCUGACACCAACAAAGUCUACGACAUCUACUUCCGCGCCUUCGCCGGCUCAGCUCUAACCCGCAUCCUCUUCCCCUCCGCCUUCCCCAGCCCCUCAGAUACCCUCCCCACAGCCGAAUUCCGCGCAUCCCACACCGCCCACACCCUCGCCUGGCUCGCCUCCCCCGCCUCCUCUUUUCAAUACACCUUCAAAGCUGUGGAUGUUGAGAAUGGAGAGGUUGUCGGAAUGGGGCUAUGGGAUAUCCACUACAAGCACCGCGAUGAAGAGGAGUGGAAGUGGAAGGGGGUGGAGUGGUUAGCUAGCACGGAGAGGGAGAGAGCAGAGCAGCUUUUGGGGGAGAUGGUGCACACCAAAGAGCGCUUCGUGGGUGGAAAGCCGCACGUCUACUGCCACGUCAUUGCGGUACACCCCGAGUAUCAGAAGAGGGGCAUUGGGAGGAGGUUGAUGCAAUGGGGGGUUGAGGUCGGGGAGCAGGCUGGGUUGCCGGUGUAUUUGGAGAGUUCAAAGGAGGGGGAGGGGUUGUAUAGGAGCUUAGGGUUUGAGGAGGUGGGAAGGGUGAGGCAUAGGGCGGAGCUGAUUGGGGAGAGCGAGGAUGUGGAGGUGCCGUUGAUGGUGAGAAUGCCGGGGAGUUUGGGGAUAGGGUGGGUGGAGUGGUGUAAGCAAUGAAGAGAGGGAAAAGGUUGAGCGUUAGUAGAAACAGUGAUAUUUUGAAGAGUGCUUUAGCCAGGGGUGAAGAAGUUUCUGGAGUGAGCGAGAGAGAGGUUUAUAUUUUGAUUGACACGAGACAGCGUAUAAGCUUUCUCGUCUUGGAAGAA
Molecule: messenger RNA, 1111 nt
Organism: Mytilinidion resinicola
Lineage: Eukaryota; Fungi; Ascomycota; Dothideomycetes; Mytilinidiales; Mytilinidiaceae
Product: acyl-CoA N-acyltransferase
Exons: 1
Coding region: 255-962 (235 amino acids)
Molecular function (GO): acyltransferase activity, transferring groups other than amino-acyl groups
Source: RefSeq, a predicted model, not a curated record